AUGGAGUUGUCACAGGAGAGAUUCUUGUGUGACGAUAACGGUAUGAAGGCCGCCCACUACCGCCCACGACCCCAGUCACGAGAUAGACCAGUGAUCGAUGUUGUGUUUUCAGAGUCUGAGGGUUCCUGCCUGUUGGAUAUACUGGCCAACAGACACGCGAAGUGGGGAGGUCGACUACGUGGUGAUCUUAUCCUCAAUGGUAACCACACCAGACCCUCUAAGGUGGCGGCGAGGGCGGCCUAUGUACAGCAGGACGUCAACUUCUGCCCCGACAUGAGUGUUCGUCAGACCCUCCUCCUCCACUCCUUCUUCCGCUCCUCCGGCGACCACUCCAGGGUCAGAGAGGUCAAAGCCAGGAUCAAUGGGCUGAUCAACGACUUGGGGCUGGAACAAGUGCGACACACACGGGUUAAGGAGCUAACAUUAAGUGAACGUCGGCGGUUGAAUGUGGCGUGUCACCUGCUGCUGGAAACCGACCUUGUGCUCCUCGACCAACCCACCCGUGGUAUGGACAUCUUCGACACCUUCUUCCUCAUCGAGUACCUGAGGCAGUGGGCGUGUCGGGGUAGGAUAGUGAUCCUAACGAUACAGCCUCCCACCUACGAGAUCUUCUCCAUGAUCUCUAGGGUAGCUCUCAUUUCCACUGGCCGCCUCAUGUACUUCGGCAGGAGACGAGAGAUGUUGCCUUACUUUGCCUUCAUUGAGUACCCGUGUCCUGCCUACAAGAACCCCUCAGACUACUACCUGGGACAGCAGCUUAACCUAAACUAUGCUUGUGUGUGUUUCAGCCGGGCUAUGAUCUACCAGUUUCCAUACAACAUGGUCAACUGGCUGGGGAUGACUGUGGUGGCGGGGGUGAUGAGUGUGGUGGUGGGCGCUGUGUACUGGGACGUCCGCACCGCCCCUACCCAACACCAAGACAACGUCAACAACCGAGUCGCCUUCCACUACGUCAUGGCUGGAGUGGCCCUCUGGCCCAUCCUCCUCAUGGCCAUCUCGGAGGUGUGGCGGGACAAACCGGCCUUGGCCAGGGAUGUAGACGAUGGACUCUAUUCUCGAGGAAUCUAUAUUUUGACCAAGAUCUGCUACAGUUUUCUAGCAGCAGGUGGGACCUUCUUGGCCUACAUCCUGCCAGCGUACACCAUGGCAGGCUUCCCCACAGCAGACAAAUUCUACUUCUACCUUGGCUACAUGUUGCUCUACCUCUUCGCUGCUCGUGCCGUCGCCAUCGCUGCCGCCUGUGUGUUCGACGCCCGGCACACUGCGGCCAUGACCACGGGUUUCGUCAUGACCGUGGCCGUGUUGGGUGCUGGCUUCACCGUUCACCCGCUGGACAUGUCAGCGUGGACGUGGCCGACACUCUGGUGGUCACCUGCUCGCUGGGUCCUACACGAGGUCAACCGCUACGAGUUUGACAACACCAACGAAUUCCUCUGUGACCGCAACCCAGUCCUGCAGGACUCUGCCUCAGCCAUCCAGAGGAAGGCACCAUGUGGGGUAGUGACUGGGUCUCAGGCGUUACGUUACCUGGGGUUGCCAGAAACGGCCCUACCAGACCUCUUCUACCCAGCCGUGUUCAUCGUUGUCGCCUACCUCUUCAGUCAGCUCAUCAGUGUCAUCGCUUUCAUCGCCAGCAAGAAGCCAAAUCGGACCAAGAAAUAUAGAACUGAAUAAUCUUAGAUAAUAUUAGUGUUUAUAAGGUGGCGAUAACCAGAUAUAUUGUAAAGUGAUAACUAAUUUUACUUUGUUGUCGGCGACGGACAGUUAGUGAAAGACAAUAACAAGAACUGUGUUAUUAUUACUCUAAGAUGCAUUAAAAAUUUGAGUGAAUUUCAAUAGAGGUUAUGUGUUAAAAAAAGUUAGUAAAGAUUUUCAGUGAUUUUAAUAAUGAAAUAAAUAAAUAAAUGGUGAACAUCAGUUAAAUACAAAGACUUACAUUCAGACCUAAAGACAGGAGAUGUAUGGAUAUUAAAGUCAGUGUAAGUUUCACAUGUUUAGUACUGUAUUCAUGUGAUCUUUAUAUUGUGUUAAUAAUGUGUUAAUCUUGUCUUGAUAUGUAAACCUGAUUGUCAGUACAGUACAUCACUUCUGCAAGGUGUUUCCAGUUCAUCUCAGCCAAUUAUAUCUGCUCACACAGUCAGUCGUGGUUUAUAUUCUGUCAACAAACUCUUUCCCAUCCAUUGUAUCAACUUUGUCUUUCACCCCCAACUCCACGCCAUACACGAACAGAAGGCUUUGACAGAUGGACUGCUCACAAACACGUAAUAUUCCACAACACAUAAGGUUAGUCUUAAUACGCUGAUUGGUGUUUACUUUGAGAGAUGUUUCUUAUUGACAGAUUAUGAACAGCACGAAAAAGCUCACCCAACUGGAGUCGCCAAUAUCUACCAUCAUCAGUAUGUUUACUUAUAUCCACAUUACACAACAUCUGUGGCUAAUUGACUUUUAUAGGUCAUGAACAUUUGUGAUUAGUUGAAUGUUCUUGGAUUGUGAGAUUCUUUAAUAUACUGUAUACAAAUGUGAUGAUUAUAUAUGUAUACAGCAGCAAACCCAAGAGUUUGAUGAGAGGGGUGGAGAGAGUAGGAAAACCAACAAGGAUGUGGCCCCCUCCCUCAGCAUCAAGAUCCAUGGCAACACAGAAACAAAAACUGAAAAAUUCCCUUAAUUACAAAGUGAAUUAUUUAAUUACUGUAUUGUUGUUUUACCCCCACAAGGUGACGGGUGGUAGCACUCAUCUGUGUGUGUCUGUGCUCAUCUAUUUAUACUUUAUAGUGUAUAUUUAUUGUUAGCCAUGACUUACUCCCAAAUAUCUGAUUGUUUAUACUUAACUAACAAUGUACCUUGAACAUAUAAUCAACGACCUCACCAGCCAGGACUCGAACCCAAGACUUUAUGCGGGUGACCAGGGAACACUACCAACCAUGCCACAAGGACACUAAAAGCAAUCCUAGACUAUGUUAUAUUUCACACAAAGCCUGUUCAUCGAGCUGAUGGUGCCGUGAACCUCCCAUUGGGGAUUGCCCGUGCCACUUCUGUGGUGGGAGUAGCAAUUUACCGUGUGUUAUGUGGACGAAAAUGAAGUAUAUAUGGUACCUUGUGUCCUUGUGUUUCAUAUAUAUUGUUUUGCAAUAUGCCUAUGCAAUAACAUUGCGUUAAUCAUAUGCAGUGUUAACACAUUUGCAGUUUUGUGGGUAAACGUUUACUUAAAUGCUGCGAGCGAUUUCACUAGCAAAAACAUUUUUUUCCUGCAUGAAUUUUUCUGCUUUUUUUAUUGGAGAUACAGAAUAGUUUAUUUCUGGGGAAAAACAAAAAACUAAUGUUUUCCAAUCAUGGGUCAAACAUUAGUUUUUUCAGCUUUUCUGGAGAAAUCAACAUCCUCCACUAAAUAAAACAGCAAAAUUUAUGCAGGAAAAAAUGUUUUUGCUGCUUUUAUUUGCACAAAAGAAGCACUAACCUAACCUACCCCCCUAGCAGGGGAGGUAGUGGGAGUAUUUUGCGCGCGGUUCCUUUGAACGUGCAUAUGGUAUUAUAGUAUAAAUUAUAAAAAAGAAACACUUCCCCAAAAGAGAACACUGUCACUAGCAAUUAACAAAAAAUAUUUUGGUGGAAAAGCAGUGUCUUGCUAGAAUCGUUGGCAGGAUUAAUCUACACGUUAACCUUGGCAGCAUUAAUCUACACGUUAACCGUUCUGCGUAUGUUAACUUCUAGCUGUGACAUAUCAUUCUGAGUAUUGUGUAUAUAAAUAUCAAACCUUCACAACAGUAGCUCAUGUUCACCAUACUUCAUCAUAACAACGAAUACCAACAACAAACAGAUAGUGCCACUUCCUUCAUGUAGAAUCACCUCUUAUUGUGAUUAACUUGGUAUCAGGAGGAGAGUCAGUCAUUUUAAGGUUCUAUACAUGGUACCAACAACAGCUUCAAUCACGUUUGUGUGGACCUUGAAAUAUCAAGAAUAUCAUGUGUCACAUACAUAAUUAUGUUCUUUAUAUCAUUAUUGGAUAUGUCCUCUUGUACUGAAUCCAGUGCACCAGUUGAUACUUUGUAUAUGAUGCUCAUUUGUUUUAAGGUAAGGAUACAAUGUCAAGAAGGGAAUUCACUGCUCAAUACUACGACUGUCAGGCCUCAGGCGCCAUUGCCCGAUAAUCUUACUUAUUGUUCUGGGUAAGAUAAAUAUACUGCAGGCCUUGGUAACAUUUUGUUAUGCUUCUUAAACAAGUAUGUAAUUAGUUAGCAGAUUUUGAGAUGUAAGAUAAUGAAACACUUUACAUAACCCUCAUUUACUGUACGUUGUAAGAAAAAAGGAAACGAUUUGAUAUUGUCACUACUGGACUGCCUCUAUAGAUGCUUGUGCCCAUCAGGUUGGAUUUUCUGUGGGUAUUGUGUUAUGGUGUACCUCGUCUGUGAUGGGGGUAAUGCCAGAGUUGGGUCUCGUACACAACAGCUGUAUUAUGGUACCGUACAAAAUUUGACAGAUGCUAACAGAUGAUACAGACAUGGAAAUUAUUAAUAUGUGCCACUAAAACACAUCAUCUUAGUCAAAUAAAAUUCCCAACUUUUAGUUCCAGCUUUGUGAUUCCUGCGUUAUAAUAUUAUUGUUGUUGUUUACGAUAUUCUGAUCCUCAUUCUUUUGAUUAUCAAGUAGGAAUACAUUAUCUCUGAAUUCUUAUUUUUGCAAUUCAACUGUUGUUGUAUCAAUGUGUGUGUCAAGUGUUGAAUAGCCCUAAGACUGUGGUGGUGUGUUUUAACCAGUUUAACCACGAGUAAUAAAGACGAGCUUGAAAGUUUAAGCCAAAUGAACACUUAGUUUUCACGUGUGUCAGUCUCCUCUCAGUACAGUAUGACCAUUGUGUUAAAACUUCCAGAGUUUCACAAAAACUUAUUUCAUAAGUUUAUAUGACAUAUUAUUGUAGUUAUGUAAUUAUCUUUCAAGUCUUACUUAUUGUUUUAUAUUAUACUCUCAUUAUGUUUACUUUUUUAAUAUGCCUCUUAUUAUUACUUUAAUAUUUUGACUAAUAUGAAGGUGCUGUUAUAUAACUGUGUUAAGAUAAGUGAUCCCUUAAUGGAGGUAAUGUACUCCUAACAUGUGAAGUCUGUGUAAAAAUAUCAUCAAAAUAUUUAUUUAAUUGUAAUUAAUAACAAGUACUGUAAUUACAUUGUAAAAGACAAUCUUGUUAUGUAUAGUUGAGGACUGAUGGCCCUCAUGUGUUCAGUUGUAAUGUUACAAAGUUUCCCUUAUCUCUGUAAAUAAAUAAGUACAGAAGUGCUUAGCUGAAACAGAAAUUUUGUAACUAUGAAUAAUAUUAUUCACCAGGAAGAGUUUGUGUAUAAAUAUAAUAUUUUAAGGUUACUCUAUUUUACAUAACUUGUCUUAAAUAAUCAUACCGUCUAUUAUUAUACAGUUUUUGUGUAUUUUUAUGUAUUGUCAGCUUUUUACAUUACAUUGAAAAUUUUUAUUUGAUAUUGUAAGUCAAUUUGUGCGUUUGUAAAUAAACUGUCUUUUGAAGUAA
Molecule: messenger RNA, 5509 nt
Organism: Homarus americanus (American lobster)
Lineage: Eukaryota; Metazoa; Arthropoda; Malacostraca; Decapoda; Nephropidae
Product: ABC transporter G family member 51-like
Exons: 9
Coding region: 1-1674 (557 amino acids)
Cellular component (GO): plasma membrane
Molecular function (GO): ATP hydrolysis activity; ATP binding; ABC-type transporter activity
Source: RefSeq, a predicted model, not a curated record